Molecule: messenger RNA, 612 nt
Organism: Ostertagia ostertagi
Lineage: Eukaryota; Metazoa; Nematoda; Chromadorea; Rhabditida; Trichostrongylidae
Source: the annotation of a GenBank genome assembly
AUGGACGGUGGAGGCCGUGACUCGAAGACCCUUCAAGUACCAGGCGAGACUUUGAGACACUCUCUUCAGAGCCGUCGAAUGCUCAUUGGGCAAACUCUCGAUACCCGCGGCUACUUCGGACAGCCGUUUACGAUCUUGGCGCUAAGCGAGGGCUUUGACUCAGCUGAUUCUUUGGCGGAAACAAUCGACAGCAGACGCGUGGAAGUGAACUUUAACUUGCGGCCAUCGCCUGUGAAGGAGUACAAUACUCCUGUUGUCACUAAUAUCCAGCGGAACAGUCGAGAGCGUCGAAAGAAAGUUUCUUUGACGGAGAAGAAGAAGUCUCCAGCUGUAGCCAAAUCGCCAGAUUUGAAGAGUUCCAAUAUUCCCUCGUCAAAGCGUGAGGAAAUCGAGAAGGAGGGUGCGUACGAAUGGCUGAAUUUUGUGCGGAGGAAGAAGCCAUUAGUUGACCACAACAAAGCGAUAUCCAAUCCACACAGUUCGAAGCCUCACCAGGCAGUCGAUGAGCCUCCUGAAGUUGUUGAGCAUCGCAAAAAAUAUAGUCAUGGAGCGGCGAAAUCCAAGAUGCCAGAUCCGACAUAUUGUCCGAUUCAAGUAAGCAACUCGCAAUAG